Molecule: messenger RNA, 318 nt
Organism: Racocetra fulgida
Lineage: Eukaryota; Fungi; Glomeromycota; Glomeromycetes; Diversisporales; Gigasporaceae
Source: the annotation of a GenBank genome assembly
AUGUUACCUGAGAAUUAUAUGAAUAAUCCCAAUCUGCAUGAUAUGUUACCUGAGAAUUAUAUGAAUAAUUCCAAUUGGCAUGAUAUGUUACCUGAGAAUCAUAUGAAUAAUCCUAAUCAGGAACGUCUUUACAAUAUUGAAGAUGUUGAUACUUAUGAUAAUGACAACAGCCUGGCCGAAUCUUCAAGGCAUACUCAAAAUUAUAAAGAAGAAUUGUUUCUUAAACGAGAAUGUGCUUGGAAUCCAAAAGAGUUUACAAAUGUCGCAGUAACAAAAAGGCUUCAUUUAGAUGAUAAUCCUGUUGAGAAUGGAAGGUGA